GCAACCAUGUUUCAGAACGUACCUAAUGAAUGGGCUAAUGGAAUCUUCAGGGAUGUUGACAACCUCACAGAAGAGAGGGUGGAUGAGGUACUAAAUGAAUAUCUUUCAGACUUCACAGAGGGCUUGCUUGAAGCCAAUGACUGGCCUACAGCGUACACCCUAGCCAAAGCGAGUAUGAAUGCUUACACAAGGAUUACUGCUGAGAAGUUCCCUAGUUUCAGGGUGAAUUGUGUCUGUCCCGGCUAUGCGAAAACAGAUAUAAACUUCAAUACUGGCAUAUUGACGGUAGAAGAAGGUGCUGGAGCUCCAUUGAUGCUAGCUUUACUGCCCGAUGAUGGUCCUUCUGGGGCGUUUUUUAUUCGCAGGGAAUUGUCAUCUUUUGAAUGAAAAUGAUUAUUUAUAGAAACAGAUACAGAUAAUUGCAGCAUCUGAAGGCAAUCUCAUAUAUUUUCUUAUUAAAUGGGCAGGGCCUGUACUGUAAUACAUUUUGUUCAAGUUCAGUUCAUUAUUCCCCUUUCCUGUUUGUCCUACUUCAUAGCCAGUAUUUAAAAGUGAAGGACUAAUGUGCUA
Molecule: messenger RNA, 570 nt
Organism: Coffea arabica (coffee)
Lineage: Eukaryota; Viridiplantae; Streptophyta; Magnoliopsida; Gentianales; Rubiaceae
Source: RefSeq, a predicted model, not a curated record